Williopsis jadinii is the source of this 657-nucleotide messenger RNA. RefSeq names its product Msi1p (gene MSI1). NCBI's taxonomy places the organism in Eukaryota, Fungi, Ascomycota, Saccharomycetes, Phaffomycetales, Wickerhamomycetaceae. Gene Ontology annotation, biological process: regulation of gene expression. The transcript has a single exon. Gene Ontology annotation, molecular function: histone binding. Gene Ontology annotation, cellular component: nucleus; Rpd3L-Expanded complex; Rpd3L complex. The record is from RefSeq and is a predicted model, not a curated record. The annotation marks the transcript as partial.
AUGCCUCAGAACCCGGAUCUUAUAGGCACGAUCUGUGAAGAUGGGUCAGUAUCGAUAUUCGACAAGACCAAGCACGCCAGCAACGAAUCUGACGGGUGUAAGGUCGAUGUUACGCUGAAGGGACACGCAGAGGAAGGAUUUGCCCUUGAUUGGAACUGCAACGCUGAAGGACUACUACUCAGUGGUGCCAUGGAUAGCAAAGUGAAGCUGUGGGACAUUACAAAGUUCAGCACCAAGGUUGCCAACCUGGACGCAACGAACUGCUUUACAAGUUCCGGUGGCAUCAACGACGUGGAAUGGUGUCCACAGCAUCAUUCCAUGUUCAUCACGGGAGAUGAGGCAAAUGCCCUGACGCUGUGGGACAUCAGACAGGGCUCCAGUAGCUCACACACGUCCCAGGGACACGCUAAUGGCGUCAAUGCUGUGUCCUGGAACAGGCAGAACAAGUUCUGUGUUGCCAGUGGUGACGGUGAUGGCAACGUUCACAUCUGGGACGUCCGGAACCUCACGGAGGCGAUGUCGACGCUGCGAGCACACGAGGGAGUCAUCUCGUGUGUCAAUUGGAACCCGGUGCACGGUCAAGUGCUCAUGACGAGUGGUUCAGAGGACCCGGUGGUGAAGUUGUGGGAUGUGUCCGAUGGCCGGUGUAUGUUCAAG